Drosophila virilis is the source of this 1121-nucleotide messenger RNA. RefSeq lists its product as uncharacterized. The record is from RefSeq and is a predicted model, not a curated record. Lineage: Eukaryota; Metazoa; Arthropoda; Insecta; Diptera; Drosophilidae.
CAGGCUAGGAAUUCGGUGUAUAAAUUACAAAAUUGAGGCAGAGCACAAAGUUUCGGACUAAGAUUUUACGCCAAAUUUCGGCUUUUUAACAAUUUGAUAUCAAAAUUCGUUGUGCAAGUUGAAGGCAAGCGAGAAGCUUUGCUCGAAGGCCAAAAGAUGACAAUGCGACUGAAUUUGGGCACAAUACUGAAGAGUCAAGUGAAGAGCUCUUUAAGCGAGUCCGACAAUCUGGAUCCGCCGCUGGCCGUCGCCAAAGCAAAUGCCAAGCUGCGCCUGGGCUAUGAUAAUUCGGUGCGCUACUUUCCGGACAAGUCGGACGUGAAGAAUCGCGUCAACUCCAUGAUGGCCAACAUACACAAGCAUAUGAAAACCACGUCGCCGCCGCGCAAGGCCGUGCCGGCCAUUCCCGCUCCCAUAGCGCAGAUCUCUUCGCCGCCGAGUCUGACCAGCAAAUCGGCCAGCUCGAAGAAGAUACGCCGUAUACGGGGCGGCGGUGUCGGUGGUCUGACCAGCAACACAUCGCCAGUGUUGCCCAUUUCACAGAUCAAGGCCAGAAUGAACCGGCAGUCGCAGCAGGUGAUGAGGCGCGGCUACUCGGAGAUUGGUCCAAAGAGUUUUAGCAAUCAGCGACGUAUUCGAGAGGUGCUGCUGCAGAAAACUGUGCUAGAGAACAUGUUGUUACAGCACAAGAGAUUGCAGCGCGACAGGCAAACGAUUGCCUCGGACAUACAGCGGAUGCGUCAGGAUCUGGACAGGAUCAAAAAUAAGCUGGACACAUCGCUGCAAACAUUGAACUCGACGCGCACCCUCUACACAGGCGUUAGCAAGGGCAAAAAGGGUGCGGCCAUUGUUGCGCUGCCGACGAAUGUCGUCAACGAUGCACCCGGAUCGACUCGGUCGGGGGGCGCCAAGGCCCGAUCCGCUGCCUCCAAACUGGGUAAUGUAACCGCUAAACGGCAGCAUUCGGCCGCAGCGAAGCGUCGCAAUCGUCUUUGAGUUGGCCAAAAAUCAAUUUGAUAGUUGCACAGGCGGCAAAUUAGGUUAAUAGUAAUUUAUUUUGAGCACAAAAGUCAAGAAUAACAGUAUGAAAUAUAGCGCGGCAAAAUAUUAUUUGCAACAAA